CAGAGAUUCUUUUAAGAAAACAACAACAACAACAAUAAAAUUCUUAAAUACCAAAAAAGAAAUGUCAACCCGUUAUUUGCUAUUUAAUAACUUUGACCACUUUGACAGUUGAUUUAUUUGACGCGUGUGUUUGUUGUAUAGUUGCUUAGUAUACUUCAAGGGAGAGUGAAUGUAAACGUCACUACAUCUUUAACAGAAUACAACAAAAAAAAAAAAAAAAUAAGAAAGAAAAAAAAUCAAAAUAAAACCCACUAAAUGAGUGAGUGAAUAUGAGUGUUUUUGAUUGAAAGCUUAAAAUGUUCUUCAACAACAAAACAAAUAACAAACACAAUGAUGGAACGAACACACACACUCACACACGCUCAAAAACUGAAUGACAUUGACACAAACAUCUAAGCAAACAAAGAAAAACAUUAAAGUGACAUUAUACUUGUCAAAAAAAAGAAAAACUAUUUAAAUAACAAAUACUAAUUUGUUAAAACAAACAUUUAAGCAGAAUAUUUAAAUUUCGCCUACUUUAACAACCACCCCCUUCCCACACACACACACAUACCCACAACCCAUUUGCAAACCAACCUCCUGUUGAAUUAACAAGUGUUUUUUUUUUUUUGUUUGUCUUGCGUUACUAAAUGCUUGUUGAUUUGUGUUGUAUGUUGUGCGUUCGGAGAGGUGGCAUUCCGCGUGUGCGUUAUUUCCAUGUGUUACUUGGUGUGUGUUAUAGACCCUUUAUUGUGUGUGCGUUUGGAAUAGAAUUUCGUUACAAUUUUUUUUCUUCUACUUUUGCGUAAAUAUUGUGUGUGUUUCAACGUAUCCAAAGCAACAUUAUGAUGCUGCACGAGGCUGUUAUGUUGGAAAUCUAUCGACAGGCUUUGAAUGCAAGUGAACUUGCCAGCCCACGUUGUCAGUCACGCGAAUCUACCGCCUCAGCUUCGGCCAACAAUGAUGUUCGUUGUCCAUCAAAUGAAUCACAUUACUCUGGGCAUGAAGGUCAUACACCGGCACAGACACCUACACCAACAUCACCACCAGUUGGUCUACCGUUACCCGCAACAUUGGCACCCGCAGCAGCAGCCGCUCUCUUACCACCACAAUCAGCAGCAAUGGCUGCAUAUUUUAAUGCAGCUGCUGCUGCAGCUCAACAAAAUCAUUUACUAUUAACAAAUCCUUUAGCAGCAGCUGCAUCGCUGGUACAACAGGCAACACAACAAGUUGCACAUUCGCCGAAUUCCCAACAAACCUUGACACCAACACCACCUAAUGCCAGUGAUAGUGUCGAUACAUCAGCAUUGGAUUUUAGCACAAAACGUAGCCGACGGAAUUCUGACGAUGAUGCCAAUGGCAGUGAAGAUGAUGAGGAUGCAGCUGAUGGCGAACGAAUUGAUAAUGAGGCUGAUAAUGGAAAUGAUAAUGAAGCAGAAGACCUGAAUAGUCCAUUAGAUUUAUCGGUAAAUCAUGGACGCAAACGUCAAUCAGACGAAGAGGAACCCGUUUUAAUAAGCAAUCGGAAAUUGGCAAGAUCAAAUGAUUAUAAAUCAUUGCCGGCUUCAAGUACAUGGGUACCUCCAAUAAAUCCAUAUUUGGCAGCUGUUGCAGCAGCCAACAUGUCACCAAAGACUCCACUCUCACUGGAUUGGAAUGCCAAAACGAAAAUUGCACCAAAUGAAGCUACCAAAGCUUUAGAGAAAAUGACUGAAAUGACAAGACUUGGAGGAUCGGCAAAAACUGAUCAUACAGACAACUCAACUAGACAUUCAACCAGUACUACCAGCACUUCCUCAACGACAACCACCACGUCAAAUGGUCGUCACAGUGCUUGGCAAUCACAUUGGCUGAAUAAGGGUGCUGAUGCUGUCAAAGAUGUUUUCAAAUGUGUUUGGUGCAAGCAAAGUUUUGCCACUUUAGCAUCGCUAACCACGCACAUGAAGGAAACCCAACAUUGUGGUGUUAAUGUUCCACCUAGUGUUGGCUCAAAUAGCACGGCAGCAAAUAGUGGCGGCAAUCAAACGACACAAUCUUCCCAUCAUUCUCGUCAUUCAACCACGCAAAGUAGUGGCACAGCAUCAGCUCAAGCAGCAGCAGCAUUAACUGCCAAUAGUUCAGCAACAUCUGGUGGCAGCAAAUCUGAUCUAAACAUGCUAAUCAAAGAAACGAUGCCAUUGCCACGCAAACUAGUGCGUGGACAAGAUGUGUGGCUGGGCAAAGGUGCCGAACAAACGCGCCAAAUAUUGAAAUGUAUGUGGUGUGGACAAAGUUUCCGUUCUCUGGCUGAAAUGACAAGUCACAUGCAAGAGACUCAACAUUAUACAAAUAUAAUAUCGCAAGAACAAAUCAUUUCUUGGAAGUCAACCGAUGAGAAAACGUCACGAGAUAACAGCACUAGCAGUAAUAGAGGAUCUUCUGCAAAUGCUGCCACCAACAACUCAGGCAGCAAUAAUGCUACGGUUACAGUUAAUAACAGUGCUUUGUCUCCUAAUGCUAAUGCAACAAAUUCCACUGUUAGUGCAGUGCUGACAUGCAAAGUAUGUGAUCAAGCGUUUUCAACUCUAAAAGAGUUGAGCAAUCACAUGGUGAAGAACAAUCAUUACAAGGAACACAUGAUACGUACUGCAGCAGCAGCUGAAAAUGUGCCAACAAUGAUUAGAGGCAGAGGUCGGCAGGCAAGGGAGAAACGCAAAAAAUCCUUGCCAGUUCGUAAGCUGUUAGAAAUGGAAAGAGCACAACAUGAUUUUAAAGCUGCCGGUCUAGAUCAAGCUCUCAAGCCGUUACGAGAUUUUGCCGUUUCUACGAAACUAGCCUGUGAAACUUGUGGUGAUAAAGUAGAAACCGCCAUGUUUGUAGAUCACAUUCGCCAGUGUAUUGAUCGUAGUUUGGUUUUGUCACCCAGAUCUCAAAAUAAUAACAAUAAUACAAUGAAAUCUCCCUUUGGACCCUCAACGCCGCAAGAACGUUUAAGCAGUCCACAGACUCCACACAGUCGUAGUGAUGGACGCAAAACUUCAGAUGGUAAUAGUUCCCCUCUGUCAGCAACUAAUGCUAGAGCUGAUAUUUUGUGCCCCUUGCCUCCCACUGAAUCGGAAAAGUCUAGCGGCGGCACUUCCGUAUUAAGUGCUUUGGAGCAAUUAAUCGAAAAAAGUUUCGACUCAAGACCUCGUCAAUCCUCCGCCUAUGGAGAGACUACAUCCGGAGGUACUCCCCUAGGUUCCAGUAUACUUAAACGCUUGGGUAUCGAUGAUAAUGUUGAUUAUACUAAACCUUUAAUGGAUCCUCAAACUAUGCAAUUUUUACGUUCCUAUUCGAAUUAUCCCUCAAAUCGUGACCGCAGUGCCAGUGAAUCGAGUUCAGUGUCCGAACGUUGUAGCAGUCGUUUAGAAUCGUUUACCCCAGAACGCUCCUAUGAUCUAUCCAGACAACCCACACCACGUCUAACACCCGAUAAAAGUUAUCAAACUCCUAAAGAAACUAGGGAUGCCAUGUACGCCACUAAAAUCAAAUCCGAGCCAAUUGAUAAUAGCGAUCAGUUAAACGAUGCCGACAAUAUACCCAUCAAUGAAAUACCAAAGAAAAUUUCAGUUAAGAAAGAAUUCAAUAUACCCGAUGAUCAGGAGGACUUGGAUUGUCACAAAAUGAAGGAAACUGACAUGAGGCAUAGCUCGCUAACACCCAGCUCUCGGGCCAUUAGUCCCAGCAUCAGUGAACGUUCGGCAACACCCAAGUCAACCUGUUCGAGUAGUGAAAAGAAACCGAAUAUAGGCUUAACAGAAAGUAGUAGUCUUAAUGCUUUAUCCUCCAUGUUUAACAAUCUUAAUAACAUGAACACAAAUGCGAUUAAUAGUGCAACGGUGGAGAAUAAUAACAAUAAUACGGGUAACAACACAGUGGCUAAGAAAACCAAUGCCAAUCCUCUGGCUGCUUUACAAAAACUUUGCGAAACUACUGAUACGCCUGCAGCCAAUACACGCAGUUCAUCCAAUAGCAGUCACCACAACAACAAUUUACCAACACAUUCUAGUUCUUCUAGUGCUGGUGCCUCAAAUGCGGGUGGUGCUAGUGGUAGCAGUGGUAGCAGUGGCAGUAGUGCCAGCAUGUUGGCCUUUAGCUGGGCUUGCAAUGAUGCUGUUGUUACAGCUGAUUCCAUUAUUAAAUGUUCCUUCUGUGAUACACCAUUCAGCUCGAAGGGUGCCUAUCGUCAUCAUCUCUCCAAGGUGCACUUUGUCAAAGAUGACCAACAUCAUGAUAUGAAUAGCAUGAAAUCACCAGCUGCUAUGUCAGCCAUUUCACCUAAAUCGAUGACUUCUCCCAAAAGUAUGACUUCAGCUAAGAGUCCAGCAGCUCAACAGCAGCAGCAACAACAACGUUUGGAAUCAACACCACCGUCCAGUGUUGCCACAACACCCACCAUCAAUCCCUACGAUGAAAGUCCUCAAUCGAAAUUCUUAAAAUAUACUGAGCUGGCCAAACAGUUGUCGAGUAAAAAUGCUUAAGCGUUGGUGGAGGAAGGGGUGUCCCUGUAGUAAAGGUAUGAAAUUGUGUAUAAGUAGUGUUUUUUUUGGAAAUCACUUAGUAUUUUAAAGAAAAUAAGUAAAAUCUUUAAAGAUCUUGAAAAAGUUUAUCGAAAAUUGCUUUACUGAAAAAUAAGAAAUCUUUAGAUUUCGAAGUGUAUAUAUUAGAAAUUGAAGGUUUCUUAAAAUUCAACUUUUGGUCCGUAAACGUUUGAAUAAUCCCCAUAACCUGACUCAAAAAGAAUUUAAAAAUUGCUAGGGCUCUUUAAUCCUUCCCUUAUAGAGAAGCAGUACUUUGAUAGAUUGAAGUAGAUCAUAGGAAAAGUCAUAACCUUGGCAGACAUUUAAUGGGAUCAGCAAAAUGUAUCUUUUGAUCCCCUAGAACUUAUUAAUCCUAUUAGAGCAGAUAUCCAUAAGAAAAGUCAUGAUCUUAGCAGACAUCGCAUCGGAUCAUAUGAUCAGCAUUUCUUUUAAUCAUCUUGAGCUCAUUAUUCCUUCAGUUUUAGAAGGAAAUUUAUGGUAUAAUUUGAGAGGUAACGUUUUCAAUGGCUGCUACAUAGAACCAACUAAAUAUUAGAGAUGAUUCCAUAAGAAAAGUCCCGAUCUCAGCAGACAUCUGAUCGUUAGACAAGAUCGAUUCAAUUUUUGUUUCCUUGUACAAGAAUGUUGCUUUAUUUCUAACAAAAUCAACAUCUUUUAAAUACUUCAGAUUUCUUUUCAAAUACCUUGAACUUUACUGAACUUUUGAACUUUUAAACUGAAAUAAAUCUGCAUUGAAAGCUAAGCCUUCAUAAUAUACUGAUGCCAUCAGUGACCUUAAUCAAACAAAAUCUAAUGAUUUAUUUUAAUCUUGAUAAAUUGCCAAGAUAUUUGCUAACAAAAAAUCUAACGUAAAAAUAUUGAUUUGUUCUUUGGCCGCGCUAAUAAUUCAUCUCUCUCAUCUAAUCUAAAAACAAUAAAUUUGCGGUAAAAAACACAUUUUAACACUCCCACAUGAAUGAAAAACUU
Messenger RNA from Lucilia sericata (common green bottle fly), 5507 nucleotides. It is a transcript of the gene tio, whose product is annotated as protein tiptop. The transcript has 2 exons. Gene Ontology annotation, biological process: regulation of transcription by RNA polymerase II. The coding region runs from base 825 to 4481 and encodes 1218 amino acids. Gene Ontology annotation, molecular function: DNA-binding transcription factor activity, RNA polymerase II-specific; DNA binding. Lineage: Eukaryota; Metazoa; Arthropoda; Insecta; Diptera; Calliphoridae. The record is from RefSeq and is a predicted model, not a curated record. Gene Ontology annotation, cellular component: nucleus.